Molecule: messenger RNA, 2418 nt
Organism: Xenopus tropicalis (tropical clawed frog)
Lineage: Eukaryota; Metazoa; Chordata; Amphibia; Anura; Pipidae
Gene: kcng4
Product: potassium channel, voltage gated modifier subfamily G, member 4
Exons: 3
Coding region: 369-1889 (506 amino acids)
Biological process (GO): potassium ion transport; transmembrane transport; monoatomic ion transport
Cellular component (GO): membrane; plasma membrane; voltage-gated potassium channel complex
Molecular function (GO): voltage-gated potassium channel activity; monoatomic ion channel activity; potassium channel regulator activity
Source: RefSeq, a predicted model, not a curated record
GCAGUGAGGCUACAAAGAUGCAAAAACCGUUGUCUUAGCAGGUUUUCAGUCCCAGAGAAAGAGAGGGAAGAGAAGAAAGAGAAACUAGGUAUCAGAGGGUGGAAGAUAUGAAAGGGGAGGUCAGAAAGUGAGUGAGAACACAUCCACAUGCAGAAUCAGAGGGAGGAGAUACAAAGGGAGAUGUGAGGUGUAGAAACUGCCUUUAUUUUGCUUUGAGCAGCCAGUGGAUACAGUUUGUGUGUGUGAGAGAGAGAGAGAGAGAGAGAGAGAUGGACAGGGAUGGUUUGUGCUACGGUAUGAAGAGGAUGCAGCAGGAUCCUGUCCCACAGUUAUGAUCCAGAUUCUGAAGUGACAUACAUUGGUCAGAGAUGCCUAUAAUAUCUGGAAACAGUGAACAAGACUAUAAUAACCUAAGCUACUCCUCCAGCAGUACCUUGAACCAUUUCUUUCCAAUUGCUGUUGAAUCCCAGACAAUUAAAGGAGUUAGGUACCAAAGGGCUCAAAGGAUCUAUGACACAGAUGGAGUCUAUACAGCUGACCUGAAGCGAGAAAUUAUCAUUAAUGUAGGAGGAAUUAAAUACCUCAUGCCUUGGAGUACUUUGGAUGAAUUUCCUAUGACAAGACUUGGAAAAUUAAGGUUUUGUAGCAGCUAUGAGGAAAUCAUCCAGAUUUGUGAUGACUUUGAUGAAGACACCAAUGAAUUCUUUUUUGACAGGAACCCUUGUGCUUUCAGCAUGAUUGUCAGCUUCCUGGCAGCAGGCAAGCUGAGGCUCUUAAGGGAAAUGUGUGCCUUGUCUUUUCAGGAUGAGUUAACUUACUGGGGUAUCGAAGAGUCCAAACUAGAAAGAUGUUGUCUUAGGAAGCUUUUUCAGAAACUUGAAGAACUUGCUGAGAUCAGAAAAGAAGAGGAAGCCCAGAGGAACAGGGAGACCAUAUGUGUUCUUGAAGACAACACCAAAGUUGGCCAUUGUAUGGGCAAACUAAGGGAUAUGGUAGAGAAUCCACAAUCAGGGAUCCCUGGAAAGGUGUUUGCCUGCCUCUCUAUUAUAUUUGUGGCCACCACCGCUAUAAACCUUUGUGUUAGCACCAUGCCAGACCUCCGAGCUGAGGAGGACAGGGGUGAAUGCUCCCAGAUGUGUUAUAACAUCUUCAUCAUUGAGACCAUUUGUGUGGCCUGGUUUUCUUUGGAGUUCUUUUUGCGUUUUAUUCAAGCAAAGAGCAAAUGCCAGUUUUUCAAGGGACCUCUAAAUAUUAUUGAUGUAUUGGCCAUAUUACCAUAUUAUGUUUCCCUAAUAGUGGAGGACGAGCAAAAAACUGUGGAUAAACCUAGCAGCAAUUCCUACCUGGAGAAGAUUGGGCUGGUUCUGCGUGUUUUACGUGCCUUGAGAAUAUUAUAUGUAAUGCGACUUGCAAGACACUCACUCGGCCUGCAGACUCUGGGACUUACAGUACGAAGAUGCACAAGAGAAUUUGGACUUCUCUUACUCUUCCUCUGUGUGGCAGUAACAUUAUUUGCUCCUUUGGUUCACCUAGCUGAAAAUGAAAUGGGCAGGUGCCAAGAGUUCACGAGUGUACCGGCUUCAUAUUGGUGGGCUAUUAUCUCCAUGACAACGGUAGGAUAUGGAGACAUGGUACCCAGAAGCAUUCCAGGUCAAGUAGUAGCUUUGAGCAGCAUUCUUAGUGGAAUUUUAAUUAUGGCCUUUCCUGCAACAUCAAUAUUCCAUACCUUCUCCCGCUGCUAUUCCGAACUCAAGAGAGAACAGGAAAGACUGCAGAGUCGUUUGAUGAGGUUAAAAGAUGCCAAUCAGUCUGGUGAAAGUGAUACAUUCAACGAUACAGACAGUUUGGUCUCAGAGGAAGCUUACAAAUAUUUUUACAAUGGAAAAUGAGCUCUAGUUAAAGGAGGAUGGAGCCAUUAUAUGAAUGACAUCUAUAUUGUCCUAGGUAUUUUUAGAGGAAGAGGGAUGUUGACAUAUUGUUUGCUGAAUGUGAUUUUUUUUUCUGGAGAUGAACCAAAUGAACUGAACUUUGGCUAAAAAAAAUAGCCAAUUAUAAAAGUGUUACUGAUAGAAAGUAAUAUAAAGUAAGGACUGUGAAAUAUAGAAAUAAUAUUUACUACAGGUAUGGGACCUGUUAUCCAAAAGGCUUGGGACCUGAAGUUUUCCAAAUAAGGGGUCUUUCCAUAAGUUGGAUCACUAUUGGUGAUGAGCUAAUUGCGAAUCUUUGAAAAGACUCGAGAAACAGUGAAAAAUCCGCGAAACAGCAAAAAUGUUACGUGUCCAAAAAAAAUUGUUGCAACAUUUUUUGCUGCGCAACAAACAAAUUUUGUUGCCUGAUUCUCUAAAUAAUCCACCAAUGGUGAAAUGCGGAAAUUUGCACCGAAUCCAUGUCUGGCGAAUUAUUUUGCCCAUCACUAAU